This is a messenger RNA of Lytechinus variegatus (green sea urchin), 1098 nucleotides long. RefSeq names its product probable histone-lysine N-methyltransferase PRDM7. Lineage: Eukaryota; Metazoa; Echinodermata; Echinoidea; Temnopleuroida; Toxopneustidae. Bases 209 to 640 code for a protein of 143 amino acids. The record is from RefSeq and is a predicted model, not a curated record. Gene Ontology annotation, biological process: regulation of DNA-templated transcription. The transcript has 5 exons.
AGCAAAUAGCGUUCCAUAGUUCUUGCCCGCGAGAAUUAGAAGCAAACGUAAACAAUCAAUAAAUAAUCGAUGGGACAAUGAAAUGAAGGGGUAAUUUGGCGUCAUGUCCACGCUUUCACACACUCUGAUGAAGAAUAACCGGUGUCGAUGUGUGUCAAUCCAAGCCCCCUGUUGAGAGGUCAAGGAAGUCAUCUUGCCUCCGACAAAGAUGGAUGAUUAUUCAGAUAUCCAGGUCUGCUUCACAGCCAAGGAAUGGGCAAAGAUCAGCGAUUACGAACGAAUAUGUCUCAAGAACAUCAAAGAAAACUAUGAGAUGAUCAAAGAAGUUGGAUUUCAGGUGAGGCAGCCAAAGUUCCUCCGACGUCAACAAGGAACAAAAAAGGAGAUCAAAGAAGAGAUUAAUCGCGAGGAGGAGGAUAGAAAACCCAAAGGAAUGCAGGGUAGUCCUGGAGGGUCCACGAAUCGACCAGUAUUAAUGCACCAUCUGCAAGGAAUAAAGAAAGAGAUCAAGGAGGAAAUUGACAUCAAGGAUGAGGAGAUGGAGUCAGUAGGACUUGUGCAUCAUCAGCAAGGAAUUAAGAUAGAGAUUAAAGAAGAAACUGAUAUCAAGGAUGAGGAGAUAACUUCAUCAGGUUGGUAGAUUUAGCUGCCUUUUAUAUUCAAAUGUAUAUGUGAUUCACAAAUCUUCCCCCAAAAAGGUAGAUGAUUACCGAAAAUUUGGAAAGUGAAUAAAAGGACUUGUUGGCAUUGCAAACUUGCAUUACUUUUGGCCAGCAGGGCCUUUAUCAGGCCUAUAAUGCAUUGAAACAAAAUAGAACAUAACCAUACAAAUAAAAUUGUAACAAUAAAGUAAAUAAAGGGUAACAAAGGGUACAGAACAGAAGGAUUACAGUCAGAUAACAAAAAAUAACAACAGAGGGGGAAAUGACUUAAACGAGAUGGUAGAAUACAAUAGAAACGAUUGGGAAACUUAAGUGUGUGGAAAGACAAGGUAUUUUCUGGCAUUGACAUUAACUUUGGUUUCUGUGCAUCUGGAGGAGUAGUAAGUCUUGUGUAGUUAAUACUGUGAAUAAAAAUAGAGGAUAAUGUUUCAAGUAA